AUGUCUCUGUCUAUCGAAGAGCUUGACGCCACAGUCCGCGCCUUCUACGAGGGUCGCGGCGAGACUUUCAAAGAGAACCCAGACGCAUGGCUUCUCGUGGACAAGAUUCUACAAGAUGCGCAGUACCCACAAACAAAAUACCUGGGCCUACAGGUUCUCGACAAUGUCAUCAUGACUAGGUGGAAGGUGCUGCCUCGUGACCAAUGUCAAGGUAUUCGCAACUUUGUUGUAAACUUCAUCAUCCAGCUCUCCAACAACGACGAUAGUCGCCGCACCGACCGCACCCUCUUGAACAAGCUGAAUCUCGUGCUUGUGUCGAUCCUCAAGCAAGAAUGGCCCCACAACUGGCCGACCUUCAUCAACGAGAUCAUCUCCUCGUGCCAUAGCAGCUUGGGCAUAUGCGAGAACAACAUGGUCAUUCUGAGGCUCCUGUCCGAGGAGGUCUUCGACUACUCAGAAGAGCAGAUGACCUCGUCCAAGCGACGAGAGUUGAAGCAGAGCAUGUGCGACGAGUUCACAUCCAUCUAUCAGCUGUGCUCCGAAGUUCUGCGAACAGCGACCGAGGCCUCGCUCAUCAAGGCGACUCUCGAGACCCUACUGCGUUUCCUCAACUGGAUUCCGCUCGGCUACAUUUUCGAGACACCCCCCAGCGGCCAGAGUCUUAUUGAGACGCUCCGAAGCCGCUUCCUCGAAGUGCCCGACUUCCGCAACAUCACCCUCAAGUGUUUGACUGAAAUUGCUGGUCUUCAUACCGAGCCCGCAUACGACGACAAGCUAGUUUCAAUGUUCACGGAGACUCUGACCGCGAUCUCGAAGAUCAUCCCUCUAUCACUAGACCUCAAGAGCACAUACGCAUCCAGCAACAGCAGAGAUCAAGAAUUCGUGCUGAACCUCGCUCUCUUCCUUACUAACUUCUUCACGAUGCACCUGAACGUCAUCGAGAACUUAAUGAACAGGGACUUCCUCACACACGGUCACUUCUACCUCAUCCGGAUAAGUCAGAUCGACGACCGCGAGAUCUUUAAGAUCUGUUUGGAAUACUGGACCAAGCUUGUCUCAGAGCUCUACGAUGAGAUGCAGGCUCUGCCAAUCACCGACAUGAACCCUCUCCUCAACAUGGGCAUCGCCACUGGCCCUCGUGAUUCUAACAUGAUGGCAAACUACCCGCUGCGCAAGAACAAGUACACAGAGAUUCUGUCGAAUCUGCGGACUGUAAUGAUCGAGAAGAUGGUCAGGCCUGAGGAGGUUCUGAUCGUGGAGAACGACGAGGGUGAAAUCGUUCGCGAGUUCGUCAAGGAAAGCGACACUAUCCAGCUGUACAAGUCCACUCGAGAGUGCCUUGUCUUCCUUACUCAUCUGGACGUAAACGAUACCGAGCAGAUCAUGUCCGAAAAGCUAGCACGCCAAGUCGAUGGCUCCGAAUGGUCAUGGGCGAACUGCAACACUCUGUGCUGGGCUAUCGGUUCUAUCUCCGGUGCCAUGAACGAAGAGACGGAGAAGCGUUUCUUAGUCACCGUCAUCAAGGACCUACUCGGUUUGACUGAGAUGAAGCGCGGAAAGGACAACAAAGCCGUUGUCGCCAGUAAUAUUAUGUAUAUCGUUGGCCAAUAUCCUCGAUUCUUGAAGGCGCACUGGAAGUUUCUCAAGACUGUUGUCAACAAGCUCUUCGAGUUCAUGCACGAGACGCACGAGGGUGUCCAGGACAUGGCUUGCGACACUUUUAUCAAGAUAGCGAACAAAUGUCGGAGACAUUUCGUUGCGCUACAACCUGGCGAGACCGAGCCAUUCAUUGACGAAAUCGUUCGCAACCUCCGGAAAAUCACCGCCGAUCUGUCGCCUCAGCAAGUCCAUACUUUCUACGAGGCUUGUGGUUACAUGAUCAGCGCUCAAGGACAGAAGGGCAUGCAGGAACGCUUGAUUGCCGACCUCAUGGCCUUGCCAAACUCUGCUGACUCCGAGGUCAUCAAGAUCGUCGGCAACAUCAUGAAGACUAAUGUUGCUGCUUGCGGCUCAAUAGGAUCCUACUUCUAUCCUCAGAUCGGCCGGAUUUAUUUCGACAUGCUUACCAUGUACCGAGCUAGCUCUCAGCUCAUUGACGAAGCUGUUCAGCGAGAUGGCAACAUCGCGACGAAGAUGCCCAAAGUCCGCGGUCUUCGGACCAUCAAGAAGGAGAUCCUCAAGCUUAUCAACACUUACGUGGAGAAGGCUGACGAUCUGGAGAUGAUCCACAACAACAUCGUGCCCAAGCUGCUCGAGGCUGUUUUGAUUGACUACAAGAACAACGUGCCAGACGCCCGAGAGGCAGAGGUUUUGAAUGUUAUGACCACGAUCAUCAACAAGCUACAUGUACACACAUGGUUGGGCUCGCUCAGGUGGACUAUGAACAUCGCUGACUAUAACGAACAGAGCAUGAUGGAAGAUCAAAUCAUCAACAUCAUGGACAGCGUUUUCGAGUGCACCCUCGACAUGAUCAACAAGGACUUCUCUGAAUACCCUGAGCACCGUGUCGAGUUCUUCAAGCUUUUGCGAACGAUCAACCUCCGAUGUUUCCCCGCCUUGCUGAGGCUCGACGCCCGUUCGUUCAAGUUCGUUAUCGACUCUUGCAUGUGGGCCAGCAAGCACGACAACCGCGAAGUUGAGAGCGCUGGUCUCUCUAUGUGCUUCGAGCUGGUCUCCAACAUGGCCGAUACCGAUCCGCAGACCUGCAACUCGUUCUUCCAGACAUUCUUCACCACCAUCUUGCAGGAUGUCUUCUUCGUCGUUACCGACAGCGACCACAAGGCCGGCUUUAAGUCCCAGUCGAUGCUGCUGGCCAAGAUGUUCUGGCUCGUGGACUCCGACAAAUUGCAGGGCCCAAUAUACACAUCGCCAGACAUGGCUCCCGCGGGUACAUCGAACCGCGAGUUCCUGCGAAACUUUGUUGGUAACCUGCUGGCGACAGCCUUCCCCAACCUUCAAACUGCUCAAAUCGCAUCGUUCAUCGAUGGUCUCUUCGCCACUAAUUCCGACCUCAACCGUUUCAAGAUCAUUCUCCGCGACUUCCUCAUCUCACUGAAGGAAUUCUCCGGAGACAACGCUGAGUUGUUCGCGGAAGAGCGCGAGCAGGCGGCAACCAAGGCAAAAGAGGAGGAGCGUGAGCGAGCUAUGAAAGUUGGUGGGCUGUUGAAGCCGUCUGAGAUGGACGACGACGAGUUGUGACUGAACGUCGAGUUGGACG
This is a messenger RNA of Parastagonospora nodorum SN15, 3217 nucleotides long. RefSeq lists its product as hypothetical. Gene Ontology annotation, cellular component: nucleus; cytoplasm. Lineage: Eukaryota; Fungi; Ascomycota; Dothideomycetes; Pleosporales; Phaeosphaeriaceae. The record is from RefSeq and is a predicted model, not a curated record. Gene Ontology annotation, molecular function: nuclear export signal receptor activity; small GTPase binding. The transcript is spliced from 8 exons. The coding region runs from base 1 to 3198 and encodes 1065 amino acids. Gene Ontology annotation, biological process: ribosomal large subunit export from nucleus; protein export from nucleus; ribosomal small subunit export from nucleus.